AUGGUGAAUUACCCCAUGAAACCGCCUCGAAUAGAAGACGGCACGCUGUGCAUGCUCGGCGCUCGCACGCACAGCAGCUGCACGCUGCACCUGCCUCCCACCCCACCCAUCGCACCGUCUUCCUUAGAUUCGCGGAUUCCGUGUCAGCAGCAGCAGCAGCAGCAACAAAAUGGGGGGCUACCUCAGCCACAGGAGCAUCGCAAUCAGUCAGUUUUAGGGUCGGGAGGGUCCACGUGGCCUGUCGUCCGCUCCGGCUUUAGCGCGGAUAAAGGCGGCCGGCAGCGGAUGGAGGACGCCCACGUGGCGGUAGAUGAUUUGUCGCAGGCGAUUGGUGACGUGGCUGUUGCGCAUCCGCGAGCUUUUUACGGGAUCUUCGACGGUCACGGCGGCGACGCGGCGGCGCAAUUCGCGCGGCAGAAGCUGCUGGGCUACGUGGUGCGCGAUGCGGCUUUCCCACUGCACGUGGGCAGCGCGCUGAGGAACGCGUUUCUGCGCACGGACCGCGAGCUGGAGACGGCGCGCACGGCGGAGGGGCACGCCAUGGACUCGGGGACCACUGCGCUGGCCGUGCUGCUGCUGGGCAGGUCGCUGUACGUAGCAAACGCGGGGGACUGCAGGGCGGUGCUGUGCCGCAGGGGGCAGGCGGUGGAGCUCUCGCGGGACCACCGCGCUGUCUGCCAGCACGAGCGCGCGCGCGUGGAGCGGGCGGGCGGGUGGGUGGUGGACGACUAUUUGAACGACCAGCUGGCUGUCACCAGGGCGCUGGGCGACUGGCACAUUGAGGGGCUCAAGACCCGUCGCUCCUCUGCAGCCGCUGCAGCUGAUUCAGCUGGUGCAGCUGGUGCAGAUGGUGCAGCUGGUGCAGCUGGUGCUAUAGAUGCUGCUACAAGUGGUGCUACAGAUGCUGCUACAGCUGGUGCUACAGAUGUUGCUACAGAUGCUGCAGGUGGCAGUCAUGCUGCAGGCAGCAGUGAAGCGGAUGCGCCUGUGAGAAGAGCCAGUGGCACCACCUGUACAGGCCCUGCUGCAGGGAUGGCGUCGCCACCAUCCCCUGGGAGCGACAGCGACAGCGACGUUAUAGAGGGGCCGCUUAUAGCGGAUCCGGAGGUGCACGAGGCGCAUCUGUCGAACCCCGAGGACGAGUUUCUGGUGCUGGCGUGUGACGGGCUGUGGGACGCGUUCAACAAUGAGGGCGGUGGCAGCAAGGAGGUGGUGGCGUUUGCUCGCAGGCGACUCAGACUGCACAACGACCCCCAGCAGUGCUCCAAGGAUCUAGUGGAGGAGGCGAUUCGGCGGCAUGCGUGUGACAAUGUGACGGUGCUGACGGUGUGCUUCUCAUUAGACCCCCCACCGCUGCUGCAACACCAGGAGCUGCUGCACUCGCAGCUUCCACGCAGCUUCUCAGAGUACAGCCUCAGAUAUUCGAAUCAAACCGAUCCCCUUCUGGACGCUCUGACGUGCAACGCUGAUGCUGACGUGGCAAGCUUCCACUUUCCGGCUCAUCGCAGGGGACUCGGAGCGCCCCCCCGUGUGCUCUCCGCGUUCGGCGCUGACGUUUUCCGUCACGAUUUGCCAGAGCUACCAGAUCUCGACAAUCUCUUCGCGCCAGAAAGCGUCAUCGCCGAGGCGCAGGAGCGCGCAGCGAGAGUAUUCGGCGCGUCGGAGACCCGGUUCUUAGUCAACGGCAGCACUGUGGGCGUGCAGGCGGCCAUAGUAGCCUGUUGCCGACCUGGCGACGUCCUUAUUCUCCCGCGCAACGCCCACCAAUGCGCGUUUUCCGGUAUGGUGCUAUCAGGAGCCGUGCCGCACUAUAUCCUCCCUGUGACUGAUCAUUCCUGGGGUAUUGCGCACGGAGUUACCCUGGAGAGCGUUACAGAAGCAAUACGCCACGUGGCUGCCACCGGAGCGCGAAUAGGGGCUGUUCUGGUGGUUUCCCCGACCUAUUACGGGGUAUGCAGCGACAUCAGGGGAAUUGCCCGGGUGUGCCACGAGGCAGGCGCGCCGUUAAUAGUAGACGAGGCGCACGGAGCGCACUUUAAGUUCCACAGCGCGCUUCCAGAGACGGCGCUAGAGGCGGGGGCGGACAUAGUGGUGCAGUCGACGCACAAGGUUCUGGGAUCGCUUACUCAGUCCGCCAUGCUGCAUAUCGGCCAUGGCGAUUCAGGCUCUCCUGCUGCGAAUGUGGGUGAAACCGCAUCACCACCACCGUCAGAGGAACCAUCGCAGUCAGCAGUACCACCACCUUCAGCAGCAGCACCACUGCCAGAAGUACCACUGCCGCCAUCACCCCGUGUGAGCCCACGAGACGUGGCGCGAGCGCUGCAGCUGCUGCAGUCGUCGUCGCCCUCCUACCUGCUCCUCGCCUCACUCGACGCCACCACCGGUCACGUCGCCCGCCCCUCCUUCCCCUCCGCCCUCGCGCGCGCUCUCCGCCUCGCUGCCCGCCUGCGCUCCUCCCUACUCGCCCUCGGCCUGCGAGUCCUCCUCAGCCCAGCCCAACCCUCGAGAAGCCAUAAACAGCCCGAGAGGCACGUGGGGUUUGACCCGCUGCGGGUGACGGUGAGUGUGAGGGAGCUGGGGCUGACAGGGUACGAGGCUGAUGAUGCUCUGAGGCUGGAGUAUGGGGUGGUGGCAGAGCUGCCCUUCCUGCAUGGCCUCAUGUUUGCUGUCAGCACUGGCAGCACUGAGAGCGAUGUGGACCGUGUUGUUGCUGCGUUUGCUGCCAUGGUGGAGGAGAGAGGAGUCAGUGAGUGUGGGGAUGCAGUAGAGUGGGAGGAGGGCGAAGUAAAGCUAGAAGGAGCGUUGUUUCCGGUUGCACCACCGACCAGCAACGGGUCUUCAGUGUGCUGCCCGCAACUACCCCCACGGGACGCAUUUUUCUCGCCCAGUGAGGUUGUGCCAGCUCAGCAGGCGGUGGGGUGCUACAGUGCAGACAUGCUGUGCCCGUACCCGCCCGGUAUCCCUGUACUGCUGCCGGGGGAGGUGGUCACUGCAGAGGCACUGAAGCUGCUGCAGAGAGUGCUGAGCCUAGGAGGCUCCGUGUCUGGCCUGCCCUUUGAUAGCCUGGAUGCCAUCCGCGUUAUUGUGCAACGUGAGUAG
Molecule: messenger RNA, 3099 nt
Organism: Closterium sp. Naga37s-1
Lineage: Eukaryota; Viridiplantae; Streptophyta; Zygnematophyceae; Desmidiales; Closteriaceae
Source: the annotation of a GenBank genome assembly